Molecule: messenger RNA, 3198 nt
Organism: Apus apus (common swift)
Lineage: Eukaryota; Metazoa; Chordata; Aves; Apodiformes; Apodidae
Gene: SUCLG2
Product: succinate-CoA ligase GDP-forming subunit beta
Exons: 11
Coding region: 43-1341 (432 amino acids)
Biological process (GO): succinyl-CoA metabolic process; tricarboxylic acid cycle
Cellular component (GO): mitochondrion; succinate-CoA ligase complex
Molecular function (GO): ATP binding; succinate-CoA ligase (GDP-forming) activity; metal ion binding
Source: RefSeq, a predicted model, not a curated record
CAGGGCGGGGCAGCGGCCGCCGGGGCACGCGGCGCGCUUAAGAUGGCGGCUCCCCUGGCCGGGCAGGCGGGGGCUGCGCUGCGGGACCUGGCCCUGAGAUCCGCCCGCCUGCGGGGCAGCUUCCCGGCUGCUCAAUUAACCCCUAGACGAUGGCUGAACCUGCAGGAGUACCAAAGCAAAAAACUAAUGGCAGACCAUGGGGUUACAGUUCAGAGAUUCUUUGUAGCUGAUUCUGCAAAUGAUGCCCUGGAGGCUGCUCAGAGACUAAAGGCAAAGGAGAUCGUUCUGAAGGCACAGAUUCUGGCUGGAGGGAGAGGGAAAGGUGUUUUCAAUAGUGGAUUGAAAGGAGGAGUUCAUCUAACUAAGGACCCUAAGAUUGUUGAACAGCUUGCUAAACAGAUGAUUGGGUACAAUCUGUCAACAAAGCAAACUCCAAAGGAUGGUGUGACAGUUAAGAAGGUGAUGGUUGCAGAAGCACUGAAUAUUUCCAGGGAAACAUACUUUGCAAUUUUGAUGGACAGAGCCUGCAAUGGACCUGUUAUGGUUGGCAGUCCACAGGGUGGUGUUGACAUAGAAGAAGUUGCAGUUACAAGCCCAGAACUUAUCUUUAAGGAGGAAAUAGAUAUUUUUGAAGGCAUAAAGGAUCAUCAGGCAUUGCAGAUGGCAAAAAAUUUGGGAUUUAAAGGACCUUUGCAACAGCAGGCAGCAGAUCAAAUUAAGAAGCUGUAUAACCUUUUCUUGAAAAUUGAUGCCACUCAGGUUGAAGUGAAUCCCUUUGGUGAAACUCCAGAAGGGCAAGUUGUUUGCUUUGAUGCCAAGAUAAACUUUGAUGACAAUGCAGAAUUUAGGCAAAAAGAAAUAUUUGCCAUGGAUGACAAGUCUGAAAAUGAGCCUAUAGAGAAUGAAGCUGCCAAAUAUGACUUAAAAUAUAUAGGACUGGAUGGAAAUAUUGCUUGCUUUGUCAAUGGAGCUGGACUUGCAAUGGCAACAUGUGAUAUAAUAUCCUUGAACGGUGGAAAACCAGCCAACUUCUUGGAUCUCGGUGGAGGUGUGAAAGAAGCACAAGUAUAUCAAGCAUUCAAGCUCCUGACUGCUGAUCCAAAGGUUGAAGCAAUACUUGUGAACAUUUUUGGUGGGAUUGUGAAUUGUGCCAUUAUAGCCAAUGGUAUAACCAAAGCCUGCAGAGAACUAGAGCUGAAAGUACCUCUGGUGGUCAGACUGGAAGGCACAAACGUUCAUGAAGCCCAGCGGAUUCUGAAUGAAAGUGGCCUCCCCAUCACGUCUGCAAAUGACCUUGAGGAUGCAGCCCAGAAGGCAGUGGCUAGUGUGGCCAAAAAGUAGCAACUUGAAGAUGUUCUGAUGGAGAGUGUGUGUUUCACAAGACUUCAUUCCUGUUGCUCUUUCAGAGAGGAUUAGUGGAGUUUUUCUAAGCAGUCAUCAGUGUUGGUGGACUUAAUUUGUGACACAUGGCAAACUCAGGCCUUUGGUUUGUAAGGCAGUCUUCAGAAAUUUUACAGCUACAUUCUUGAAAGGUUUGUAUGUGUUUGUAUCAUUUUGGUAAUUUUGUUGGUCAGAUCUGUAGUAAGACUUCACUUCACAAAGCCCUUUUUCUGCUUUCCUUCCAAAAUCAUCACUGGUAAACUCGAGGCAACAAUUAAUAAUUGAUUUCUGUCGACAGGAUUGUUCUUUUAUCAGGCACAUACAGUUCACCUGUUUCACAGUCUUUUCAUUUUUUAAUAUUGCAAAGACUCAGCAAGCUAAUAAUGGGUUUAUUUUUUUAUGGACUUUUACAUAAUGUAAAAAAUUGUGCUUACAAUAGAUAUUUUUAUUCAAAUGAAUAGUGUUUAUUUUCUUUUUCAGAAAUCACACAUUUUGCCUUAAGAUUAUUUUGUUUUGUAGAUGCCAAAGUAUACCUCACCAUAGGAAAAUGGAUUGAACAGUUGGUAGUGAAAGGACUUUCCGUUCUUGUACUGUGUCUAUCAGCUGGUGAAAUCUGAUUAAUUUUAUUUUCUAGUUUUGGGAAACCAGGUGCAGUGUUUCUAGGUCUAACAGUGCCAUGGAGAGCUCUAGGAGGAUGUCUCUGCCAGUAAGAAAAUAGCUGCUAACUUUUUAAAAUGACCUCUCUCAUAAAUAUGUCACUGCUGUGAGGUUUUAAAAUAAGAUGAGACAAGGAAACACUUUUCUGUCAGGAGCAUGGAGUAUUCUUCAAUUGAUUUAACUUCCAAAAAACAUUUCUGCUUUACUUGGAAUAAAAACAAACAAAUGAACUUUUCAAUCUAAAAUGUAUUUGAUUUCUCAGGCAUCAGUAAAAAGAAGUGCAAGAAAAAGAAGUUUCAGUAACCAGAUAUUGACUGAGAUUUAUUUUGAUUAUAUAUUCUUUUGUAACAGUUGAAAUUCAAGCUGUUAGUUACACAAAUCACUUAGUCAGGGAACAGAAGACAAUACCAAAUGGCUUGUGUAACUAAAGAACACAGUACAAAUCUGACUCAGCCCAGGACUUACAUGCUGAAAAUCAUCAGUACAUUUGAACAGUGAACAAAUGAGUAGGUAUUAUGGUCUGGUUUUGUAAAUGGGCAGAGAGGUAAAAAUUUGUCUAAUAAAUUCUUAAUUGUGAUUUUUGAGCAGCUCUAAUCAAUACCAUGUUCUAUUUAGAAAAAGGUAAAUAAAUUUUUCUUGACGUUUCCAUUAAAACUGUUACAUUCAAAAUAGAUUAUCUGCACUAAUCUCUGUCUCUUGACACAAAUAGGAUAGACAGGUUGCUGUCAGCCACUGUAAGUUUUUUCUUCUCCCUUCCAUUUUCUACAUGUUGCUCAAGGAGAAAUGUGUGAAUAUUAGAGUAGCAAAAAAAUAUGCCACUGUGUGUGAAUGAGGGAGAAGGUUAUCAUUGCCUUUUCUUGGGAGGGUGCAUAGAUGCCCCCUGCUUUGAAGGAAGACAUGUUUACCUCACCACAAUGAACAGAAAAGUCACACUCUGUUUUUUAAUACUGGAAAUAGAAGUAUUCUGGGGAAGAACUGUUUAUGCAAUGUUGUCAUACACUGUGUAUCUAACUUCUGGUCUCAGAAGCGUUUGUGGUGUGUGUGCCCGAUGAUUAUUCUGCAAUAACUAACACAAUGUACAGCAUUUCAUCAAACAAUUGUAAAAAUGAAGUUGUUUAAUGACUUUGUCCUUUCCAUAAAAUAGAAAAUUGUUUAAUUUGC